CAAGUCUGUUAUCUUCAGGCACCUGUCGUCUUUUUGGACAUCUUGUCGGAACUCAACGCGAAAUCCACACCAAUUCAUCAUUCUCGACUUUGUCUUCAAGAUGACUUCAGAAAUUAUCAAAACUGUCUCCCCAGCAACUGGAGAAGUAAUAAUUAGUAACAAUGGUACCACCUUGUCCGAUUCACAACGAAUUGCGAAAAGCUCCGCCAAAGCCUUCGCAACUUGGAAGGCUACGCCUUUUGCUCAACGCAAAUCCCUUGUUUCGAAGGCACUUGUCAUAAUCCAGGAACGAAAAGAACAGCUCGGCCAUGAACUUACGACUCAGAUGGGCCGUCCCAUUAGGUACAGUGCGAAGGAGAUUGAAACCAUGCAAAAGCGCGCCGACUACCUUCUAGACAUUGCAGAAGAAGCACUUCAGCAGAUCCCGGGACGACCUGAGAAUGGCUUCACUCGAUACAUAACAAAGCAGCCUGUAGGGCCGACGUUGAUUGUUUUCGCCUGGAAUUUCCCAUACCUCAUCAUCGUGAACUCACUCAUCCCCGCCUUGCUCGCCGGCAACACAGUCGUACUCAAGCCGUCACCACAAACCCCACUCAUUGGCGAGUCCCUCUGCGAAAUCUUCACUGAAGCUGGACUCCCGAAAGACGUACUUCAAGUCAUUCAUACUGGUAACCCUGAGACGCUCAAGAAACUUGUUGCUAUACCAGAAUUCCAACUCAUUACCUUUACUGGAUCAACAGCUGUUGGAAAAGCCCUUCGGGAAGCAACGGCUGGGCGUAUUGUACCUAUAGGCCUGGAGUUAGGAGGUAACGACCCAGCCUAUGUCAGAGCAGAUGCCGACUUGAAAUAUGUCGCUGCACAGUUAGUAGAUGGAGCUGUGUUCAACACUGGUCAGAGUUGCUGCGCAGUCGAGAGACUGUAUGUCCAUGAGAGCAUCCACGACAAUUUCGUCAAGGAGUUGCAGGAUGAGCUUGGCCACUACAACGUCGGCGACCCCUUCGAUACCACGACAAACGUCGGUCCAGCGAUAUCCGCUGCAGCAGUCAAAAACAUAACUGCGCAGAUUGAUGACGCCCUUUCAAAGGGUGCACAUGAUGCUACCCCCAAAAACCCAAGCUUUUCCUCUCUCCCAACAAAGGGCUUCUACAUCGCACCACGUCUACUCACGGGAGUCAACCACACUAUGGACGUUAUGCGCGAAGAAACCUUUGGCCCCGUCAUUCCAGUGUGCAAGGUAGCAUCUGACGAAGAAGCAAUUGCAUUGAUGAAUGAUAGCAACUAUGGGCUUACUGCAAGUGUCUGGACUAAAGAUAUUCAAGAGGGGCACAAGAUUAUUGCAGAGCUAGAUGCAGGGACUGUUUUUGUGAACCGCUGCGAUUACCCAAACCCCGACUUAGCAUGGAGCGGGUGGAAGGACAGUGGGCUUGGGUGCACCCUAGGGCCGAAGGGCUUCGAUGCUUUCGUAAAGUUGAAGAGCUGGCAUAUCAAAGAGGUGCAUGGCUGAUGAUGGUAAAUGCUACGUACUCCUUGUUUGAACUGCUGCAACC
Aaosphaeria arxii CBS 175.79 is the source of this 1547-nucleotide messenger RNA. Its product is annotated as aldehyde dehydrogenase. Bases 101 to 1504 code for a protein of 467 amino acids. The record is from RefSeq and is a predicted model, not a curated record. The transcript is spliced from 3 exons. NCBI's taxonomy places the organism in Eukaryota, Fungi, Ascomycota, Dothideomycetes, Pleosporales. Gene Ontology annotation, molecular function: aldehyde dehydrogenase (NAD+) activity.